CCACCAAAGGAACACGCGUUCACACGUAUUUUUUUUACUCGUCAUUCUAAUGUUAAUUGUUACGCGUGCACUUCAGUUAUCAACAAUCACCUCAAUAUGGAUAAUCUUAAAUCACAGUGACAAUUAAAACUCAAUUUGUGUCUUUUUUAAUCUGAUUAGUGAUUUAAUAAACAUCAACAACAGUAAAAUAAUAAUAAUAACCAAAUUGAUUAGUUAAUAAUAAUCUUAAUUGUGUUGGAAAACUUUAACCCUGGGUUACAAUGAAAAUGUAUGUAACUCAGCGGAUUAAUAAUCAUCAACCAAAUCAUUAUCCUAAUCAUAGACAACAAUUAACUUCAACUAAACUUAAUCAAAGGUACAAUUUAUGGAUUAUAUUGUUUUAUCUGAUAACAAUUAAAAUUGAUUGUUCUCAUGGAUCUGGUGUAUUUCAAAUUGAAAUUGUUGAAUUUGAACACAAACAACUUUACUCAUCAACCGAUGAAACUAAAUUAAUUUACAAUUUGUGUCUCAAGGAAUCAAAUACUCUUGUUUAUGGUCCCCCUUGUACCUAUGGUAAUAUAACAUCUCAACCAUCAACUUCAUCUAAUCCAGUUUCAUUGCGAUUACCCUUCACAUUCAGAUGGAUGAAAUCAUUCACUUUAAUUGUAACCAUUUUAACUAAUUCUGGAUCAUCGAAUAGCAAUUAUGUCCAAUUGGAGAAACAAAUUCACUUCGAUGACAAUGUCCUACCUACGAAUCGCUCAUCGACCACUUUAAGAACUUGGUUAUAUAAGACAUUCAAAACAGCGAAUUCUCAUCUAGUUUAUCGAUACAGAAUUUAUUGUUCAUUAUAUUAUCAUGGUGAUGAAUGUUCUGAAUUUUGUCGUGAACGCAAUGAUGUUUUCGGACAUUACAUUUGUCAGCAAAAUGGCCAAAAGGCUUGUCUACCUGGUUGGAUUGGUGAUAAUUGUGAUAAACCAAAAUGUCGAUCAGGAUGUAAUUCAGAGCACGGAUAUUGUUCAGAACCCGAUCAGUGUCAGUGUCGACCUGGAUACUCAGGCACUCUAUGUAACCAGUGUUUACUUUAUCCAGGAUGCACCAAUGGCUAUUGUCUCAAGCCCUGGCAAUGUAUUUGCCACCGUAAUUGGGGCGGCAUUUUGUGUGAUCAAGAUCUUAAUUACUGUGGUACUCAUCAGCCCUGUCUGAAUGGUGGCCUAUGUGAUAACAUUGCCCCCAAUCAGUACAAAUGUCACUGCAAACCAGGAUUUGAUGGUAACAAUUGUCAAAUCGUGGUCAAUCCAUGUGUAACGAGUCCAUGUCUUCAUGGUGGAACGUGUUUCGAAGUCAGUAACUCAUCGUUCAUCUGUAAUUGCCCUCAGGGUUGGACUGGUAAUCGUUGUCAGAUUAAUGUGAACGAGUGUUCAUCUAAUCCCUGUUUGAAUGAUGGUAAAUGUAUCGAUCUUAUUAAUGGAUAUCAAUGUAUUUGUCCUCCAGGAUUCACUGGUGAUCGAUGUCAAGAAGAUAUAAAUGAGUGUAAUCUGGGAACAUCUUUGUCACCUUGUAUUCCAUCAACUACUGAAUCUUGUCAGAAUUUAAAUGGUUCAUACAAAUGUAACUGUAUCAAAGGAUUUGAAGGUCGACAUUGUGAGUCCAAUGUAAACGACUGUGAGCCCAAUCCAUGCGCUAAUGACGGAUCUUGUAUCGACCUGAUCAACUCGUACCAAUGUGUCUGCCAAAAAGGUUUCAAAGGAGGUCACUGUCAACAGGUCGAUGAAGAUGUUUGCUCAUUGGGAGGGUCGGAUAAUUAUUGGGAAAUAACAACUCGAGCCUCGGCCUGUCCCAUGAAAUGGUGCAAAUGCUCACAAAAUAAAGGACCUUUUUGUGUCUGUGUUGGUCACGAAUUGCCAAAAAUUACGGUUGACCAUCAAUCCCUGAGUGAAGCAGAUACUAUCAAUUCACUUGUCUUGGUCUUCGAGAAAUUAUUGACCGAAAAUCAAACGCAAAUCAUUUGCGAAGCUUUGAAGGCGAUUCUUAUUCUCUAUCAAGAUACACUUGAAUCAGAACAAAUGUCAACAGUUUGUCAUCAACGAGAAAUUAAUUCAAUUAUUUUCUACUCUACAGAUAAUUCAGAAAAUGUCCUAAAGAUCGGUGACAUUUUAUUGAAUUCGAGGAACUCAUUUAGAAUCAAACAAAUCAUCAAAAACAAACAAGAAUUAGACUCAACGAACAAGCAACUCCAAUUUCUUUUAAUUUUAACGAUUUUCUGUAUAUUCUUAUUUAUUUGUAUGACAACGAAAUCAUUUUCGGUUAAAACGUUAUUCUGUCAUAAGUAUCUUCAAGAAGCUACAAUUGAGAUACCCUGUAAGUUGUAAUUUAAAUUAAUUAAAGUUGUAUCAUAAAAAAAGCCUAAUGGUUUAUUAGUACAGUCUUAUGAUGGGGAAAAACUAAAUUGCUAAUCAAUUUAUUUUUAAAUAAGCAACUAGAAAAAACCUCUUCAGCCGAAUCUACAUCUCGGUGAUGUUGCUGUUCGCAACCUAGUACACCAAGGUGUACUAUCAGGUCAACAUAGCAUAUUCAUCAAUGAAUAUACAUGGAUAUCUAUACAGGGCGAUUACGUUAAAUUAACAGCUUUGUUUUCGGAAUAACUUGAGAACGGCGAGUCGUUGACAAGAUCAGAUCGGAGAUAUGGACUUGGGAGACCAUGGGAAUUUGUUUGACAUCAAGUUCGAAACUGACCUUUCGGUAGGCCAAAAGUCCAUGAAUCACUAGGCCAAAAUUAUCUGGUAAAAUUUUGCGAAAUAUUUUGCUCUUUUUAAAGCCAGAAAAAAAUGAUUUCCGUUCUCAAAGCGAAAUUUGGACGGACUUUUUUCGAUGAUAACUUUUGAACCACUCGAGAUGUUGGAACAAAACUUCAUUUUUAUCCUAUUUAGUUCAAAGGAAAUUAGUAUUUAUUAGCAAAUAAAGUUGGGGGGACCCGUUGAAACACGGUGUACAUAGUUACAAGUGUGCAUUUAUAUAUGGUCAUAGUUACAAGUAUACGUAGUAUGGCCGAGCAAGCCGUGAAGAUUGUUCAACAUAGUGAACAAACCUUCCUGUCAAGGGAUGAGUCUCAAUAGAUCGCAGUAUUGUAACUGCUCUACUAAAUACAACACCCUGGCAGGCUCUUGGGUCGUCUAAUAUUAACUACACUCCACACCUCUGUUAAGGCAACACCGUUUUCUAAGUCGCCAUUUAUUGGAUUAGUUAAUUUAAUUAAUUAUAAUUAAAAAUUCACUAGAUGGCGGCUGUGAAAUUGCCUUAGUAGAAGUCACCAAAAAUUGCUUUAACAGAGGGUUGCAGUGUAUUAGGGGUAUCAAUAAGUUCUGUGGUUUUCUCGCUUAUCAAGCUAUUCCCUGAAAACUGUUAAUGAUUUAGCUUCAAUUUUUUCGUCGAGUUCAUGCAUUUUUCUAUUAAAAUCCAUAAAAUAAUGAUAAUUAAUGAACUUUUAUUCAGGCCAAAAAAAGCAUCAAAAUUUCCGUUUUUUGUUCGGUUUUCUUCAAAGUGGCCUAAAAUGGUCUUUUUGGAUUUUUACAAAUUCUAAGAUAGCAAGAAUCAAAGAGUAAUAUAAGAAGAGACUGCGAUCUCCUGAAAAAAGAGCUGUUUUGAUUUCCUCUCUUUCUUUUCUCUUUCUUUUCGCAAAAAAAUUGGUUAAAGCUUUUUAAAUGUUUUUGAGGCCAUUUUUCAACGAGAUUUUGGUCUAUUAAAUGUUAAAUUCAAGCUCAAUUAAAAUCUCGUUGAAAAUGGCCUUAAAAUCAUUCAGAAAACUUUACACAAUUUAGUUGACGAAAAGAAAGAGAAAAGAAAGAGAAAAACGACAGUAGUGACUCGCGUGAGAUUUAUCCCCAAACAGCUCUUUUUGCUGUUGAUCGCUCUCGAUGGCCGAAUGGUCAAGAGAGCUGUGUCAUACAGGGCGUUUACGCUAAUUAAAAAGAUUUGUUUUCGGAAUAACUCGUGAACUAAGAUUCGUACAAACAAAUGGACUACACCGGUGGACUUGUCGUGUCUUAGGGUUUACUUUGAAACCAAGUUCGAAAUUGAAAUUCGGCAGGCCAGAAUUCCGUUCAAAAAUUCGAUUUUAAGACAAACGAUAAAUUUUUCGGUAUGAACAAAGACUGAAUAUCUCAAAAAAACAUUUUUUAUCAGUUUUGACCUUUUGGUUGUCGUAAACCCUAAGACACGACAAGUCCACCGGUGUAGUCCAUUUGUUUGUACGAAUCUUAGUUCACGAGUUAUUUCGAAAACAAAUCUGUUUAAUUAGCGUAAACGCCCUGUAUACUUGAGAUGACAGGUUCGCCUCCCACUUAAGUCUUGAAGUUUGUUAUUAGCUCUAAUGUUGUAAAGAGCUUUCUCUUUCCUUUCUUCUUCUUUCUAUCCUCUGUCUUUCUUCUUUCCCCACCGUCUCAAUACGAAGUUAUUAUCAGAUACACAAUUGUAAAUCUGCACACCAGCGGAUAUCCCUCCCCCCUCACAAAAUGAAAAAAAUAAAGCUCUCUCUUCUUAUAUUACUCUUUGGCAAGAAUGCACUUCCAAACUUUUUAUUUUGAUAAUUGUGAAAAUCAACAAUUAACUAUUAGGUAUCCACAUAAGUAAUGUCGCUUUUUAGAUAGCGUUCACUGGUUGGAGAAUUUCUCGAAAACGAGCCAAUAAAAAGUGGCAAAAAAUUUACAAUAUUAAGAUCAAUUCUCCAACUAUGAAAUAAUAUAACUUUCGCCGAAAUCGAUUGAUUAAUUUUGAUAAUUUAUAAAUUAAACCAAAGAGUAGAGAGAAAGAGACAGCACAUAACAGAAAAACUAUCAGGUAACAUUUUUUUUGGUGUCGCGAGGUGGAGCCACUAG
Messenger RNA from Panonychus citri (citrus red mite), 4853 nucleotides. RefSeq names its product delta-like protein B. The record is from RefSeq and is a predicted model, not a curated record. The transcript has 5 exons. Lineage: Eukaryota; Metazoa; Arthropoda; Arachnida; Trombidiformes; Tetranychidae. Gene Ontology annotation, molecular function: calcium ion binding. Gene Ontology annotation, biological process: heterophilic cell-cell adhesion; establishment or maintenance of epithelial cell apical/basal polarity; cell communication. Bases 261 to 2351 code for a protein of 696 amino acids. Gene Ontology annotation, cellular component: protein-containing complex; plasma membrane.